Molecule: messenger RNA, 734 nt
Organism: Colias croceus (clouded yellow)
Lineage: Eukaryota; Metazoa; Arthropoda; Insecta; Lepidoptera; Pieridae
Exons: 4
Coding region: 119-715 (198 amino acids)
Molecular function (GO): metal ion binding
Source: RefSeq, a predicted model, not a curated record
CAAUCAUUCAAGAAAGAGUUCAAGAGCGUCUUGUUAUUAUUUAUAUAUGUGUUUCUUGAUUAUAAAUUAGGUAUUCACUUUCCUCUUGACCUUUUUAUAAUCGCAAAAUAAAUUAAACAUGAAUGCUUUAUUGGAUUAUGGUUCGUCUUCGAAUGAAUCCGAUACCGAUGAUAGUGGAGAAGAAGAAGAAAAGUUGACAAUAAAAGAAGAGGAAACGAAAGAUAUUGAAAAACCUAAGCUACCAAAACCAGCACUUGGCGAGAGUAGCCUGCAAACAUCAGUUUUCUCCAACCCAUUUGUAGAAGCAGAGCUAGCAAAAGCAGCUAUAUUAGAGAAACAUGUUAAAAUGGUUCCAGGUAAAGGGAAUACCCAGAUGAUCAACGGGAAGAAAAUUUGUUGGAAUUUUAGAAAAGGAAGGUGUAGAUUUGGACAUAACUGCAAAUAUGCACAUGAUUCUGAUAUACAGAAGACAGCUGAGGAGUUAGAUGCAGAAAAACAGAAAUUGAAGACAGUGGUAUGUGAAGGUGCAGGAACAAUGUCAUGUACCGUCCCCCCACCAGUAGAUGACACUGUCAAUCCAACAGAUGACAGCUUAUGGGAGGGCAACACAAAGAAGAAGAAGAAAAGACCUGGCCUGAGCUCAGGGCUCAUACCUAGCCAGAAAGUUAUCAAAAUGUACAAACAACAGAAGUUAAAGGACGCUUUAUCGAAAUAAAUAUAUAACCAGUAAUGAA